GGACCCACGGGGUCUAUUUUGAACUCUGACUCGUGAGCCUCGUAUGUUGUGCAAUAUUGCGCUGGUGUUUUUAAACUUGUGUGAAGGGCAUAUGAGGCAAAGGAUGCCUGUUACACUAUUGGAUAGGAAGUUUUGAGUGGUUUUAAACGUUUUUAUUUGCCUGGAAUUUUCUGUGGAGUUUGUGUUACAGGAUGAUCGACCACUUAGACAAGAUGUUUAAAGGAGAGGAGUGGAACAUUUCUUUUGCUGGCUGUGGCUUCAGUAGUCUUUAUUACUUGGGAGCCUUGAGCUGUAUUCUGGAGCACGCGCCACAUCUGGUUCGCCGUGCGUCGAAGAUCGGUGGCGCGUCUUCGGGUUGUUUAGUCGCAGCCAGUCUCGUAGUUGGAAUUCCCAUUGAGACCUGCUGUGAGUAUGUGAUGUCCAUGGCUCUAGCGGCGCGGAGGCACCAGCUCAGCGUCCUCCACCCGGCGUUCAGCCUCCUGGGGGGGGUGCAGGACUCCCUGCUCCGCUACCUGCCCCCCGAUGCCCACCUCUGGGCCUCCGGGAGGCUCUGCGUGUCCCUCACCCGGCUCUCCGACGGAGAGAACCUUCUGGUCACAGAGUUUGACAACAGGGAGGAACUCAUUCAGGUACUCCUGUGUAGUUGCUUCUUCCCCCUGUAUUGUGGCGUGACCCCUCCAUCGUACCGUGGAGUGCGCUACGUGGACGGCGCCCUGAGCAACAACAUGCCGCUGCACGACCAGAGGAACACCAUCACCGUGUCGCCGUUCUGCGGGGAGGCGGACAUCUGCCCCCGGGAGGGCGGCCUGGGCGUGCUGGCCGUGCACUACGGUGACCUGGGCAUCCGGGUCAGCCAGCUCAACGUGAAGCGCAUCUACAGGUCCUUCUUCCCCCCGGAGCCGGCGGAGUUGGCAGAGAUGAGUCACAAUGGCUACAUGGAUGCUCUUCGUUUCUUGAGAAGAAAUGAUCUCCUUGGAGCGGAAUACUUAUCUUGGUCUAUGUCAAUGGCGAAACCCCCAACCAAACCAAUGUGCUGUGCUGGACAGACACAAGAAAAGGACAACCAGGUGUCAAAGGUGUUGCAGCCGGAGUCCCACUGGUGGCUGGAGCAGAACGCGGCCCAAAGCCUGCCAGCAAGCAUCCAAAAGGUGCUGUGUAAGGCGUGUAGGGAGAGCCAUUAUGCUGGCAGUGCUGGCAGUCAGGGGAUGGCGCCCCCUCUGGUCAGACUGUUGUGCUUCCUGCUGAUGCCCUUCACGUGGUCGGUGGAGCUGAUCGUCUCACUUAUCAGUGUGAUGAUGUUAGGCUGGAAAUUGAUGUGCAGUCUGAUGAUGUCGUCUGGAACGAAAACACCAAAAGAUCUGGGGCCACGGUAGCAUGCAUGGCAGACGUUUUGCUCCAGACCCGAGCCGCCGCCUUCCCCUGGAGCUGAGGAUAUUGGGUCGCACUGACAGGAGGAAAGAAACUUCAAUACCUGCACCCUCUCCAAGGACCUCAACAUCCUUUCCCUACUGGACCAAGCACCUUGAAAUCACUAAUAGAAAAAGGAGAAAAAUGGGAGGAUGAGGUCUUCAGGCUGAGGCCCAGCUUUGCAUCAGACGUGGGGCGGGCCUGGACCCUCCUGUGUGUGUGUGUUUGCUGCGUCCACACAGAGGAUGGCCCUGGUCCCUAAGCUGUUGGCUCUGUCGUAGGGCCAGUCGUCGUUGCCGCCACUGCUGCUGCUUCUGCUGCAGCAGCAGUCGCCGCCGCCGCCGCCGCCGCCGCCGCCGCCGCACCCCCGAUGUCAGGGAUCUGGUCGGCAAACGACUGGGUCAUCCACUGUCCGUCUGGGAGCUGGCCUUCUGCCCCGCCCGCCGCUUGGGACGUGGUGGCCUUCUCUGCAGCUUCUGGACAACAGAUGGAGACACACCUGCAGUGUCAGUCAGCUCUCCUUUUCCCCACGUCGUGUUCUCAUUCAUCUGCUCAAACUACACCUCGUAUGAAAGCUGAUGCACUCACUCUGAGUGACCAUAACACGAUCAAGAAGCAACUUUUUAGUUACUACCACAAAAUAUGAAUGAAAUAUGAUCACAUAAAACCACCAUAAUAAGAUAAUCCAGUAUACUGGCACACUUGGAAUACUAAAACGGUAUUUACAAUCAUUUAUUGUAGAUAAGAGGGUUUCACCAAGGAAUUAGUGUGCCUUGAAUAAAACACAUGGUCUUUAUCGAUGUCUUGUGGCCCUAGGGUGCGAUUGAAAUGGUGUCUUUCUAUUCUCAUUGCCCUGACCUUUCAAUAGAAAUUGUAUGGUACUUUUCGCAUUUGUCUGCAUUGCAUUUGUUUGCCUAAACCUACCUCUAUAUUUGCUGUACUUCCCAUUAUUGGCAACAAGCCUUGACCCAGCUACUGGUUUUCAUUAUAUUGCUUUGAGUACUCCAUGCCGUUUUACCACUGUACUGGUGGUUUAUGUUUUGAAAAUUAGUUUCAAAUUAUUGAAAUGUGACAGUCUACCAAGUAAAGAUUACAAUACAAUCAAAUAA
Molecule: messenger RNA, 2516 nt
Organism: Gadus macrocephalus (Pacific cod)
Lineage: Eukaryota; Metazoa; Chordata; Actinopteri; Gadiformes; Gadidae
Product: patatin-like phospholipase domain-containing protein 2
Exons: 10
Coding region: 192-1373 (393 amino acids)
Biological process (GO): lipid homeostasis; triglyceride catabolic process
Cellular component (GO): membrane; lipid droplet; cytoplasm
Molecular function (GO): triacylglycerol lipase activity
Source: RefSeq, a predicted model, not a curated record